Molecule: messenger RNA, 4487 nt
Organism: Etheostoma spectabile (orangethroat darter)
Lineage: Eukaryota; Metazoa; Chordata; Actinopteri; Perciformes; Percidae
Product: FYN-binding protein 1
Exons: 20
Coding region: 239-3148 (969 amino acids)
Biological process (GO): integrin-mediated signaling pathway; protein localization to plasma membrane; T cell receptor signaling pathway
Cellular component (GO): plasma membrane
Molecular function (GO): protein binding
Source: RefSeq, a predicted model, not a curated record
AGACCCGUUUAACGAGACUGACAGUUUUUUUUUUUUUUUUGAAGAUGAGUGUAGGUAUUCCCACUCAACCUCAUUCCUCCACCGAAUCCAUCUCCAGUGCGCAUGGGACGCACAGCUUGGACUGGCUUUUGUUACUUUAAUGGGCCACAUGUAGAGAAGCUGAUGAAUAAAGUCGCUGGAGUUAUUAACAUCUUCACUAAGAAGGCUUUUGUCGUUUCGGUGGAUAAAUAAACACGCAAUGGAUCAGGAGGAAACAAUGGACUUCAAGGCCCUGAGGGCCAAGUUUCAGGAGGAAGAACUCCUCCUGAAGCAACCUAAGACCAAACCUGUUCUCCUGGACAAACCAAAGUUUGUCCCACCUCCCCCACAGAGCCCCCCACACUACCUCCCUGCUGGAGCACGCACCUCCCUGCUCACCGCCAUCAACCAGAACCUGGAAGCAAAGACAACGGGGGCCCCCAGAGUGGUCUUCAAGGAGGACAAGAAAAACCCUCUCAUCCAGAUGAAUUCCAAGGGAAAGGACCAGAGUGAAGGAAAGCAGAAAAAAGUGAAAGACAAGGCAACCAAAGGAAGCAAAGAGAAGCUUGAGGACUGUUCCGCAGAUCAGAAGAAAGAGAAGAGGCUCUCUGUGCUCCCCGGAGCACUUAAGGACAGCACUGCAGAGCUGGUGCCAGCCACGCCGCCUCCCAAAGCCACGACACUGAAGAAGAAGGGCUUCCUGGGUUUCAUGAAAGCAUCAAAAAGAGAUUCAGUUCAGCUCCCAGCAGAUCCCAUCCUAGACACCCCCAGCUCAGACGAUCCUGGACCUGCUCCACUUAUCCCAGUACCUUCAGAAUUUGGUGAUGGACCAUCAGCGACCGAAAUUGCCCAACCAAAGGCCCUUCUACCAACGGCCCCUCAACCAAAGGCCCUUCUACCAAACAUUCCCACCUUUCCUGACUCGAAUGCUACAGUGGAAAUUACCCCACCCUCCACUAUCCCGGCCUCUCUGGACUUCAGCCCACCUCCUGCCUUUAUUCCUGAUAUCCCGGCUCUCAAAGUUCCAACCCGGGAGAGGACAACUCCACUUGAAUUAGAAGCUCCCGCUCUGGCCUUUUCCAGGCCCGCCAGCCAAAAUGAAACCAUUCCCAAUCCACCCAGCGCUCCCCCGACCCCUCCACCCGGGCGUGCCCUCUCUGCUUCUCCUCCAGCGACCUCCAAUCCCUCUCCAUCACCUCCUGAGCCUGGGAUUUCAGCUGAGGCUGGUAUAGAGGCUGGAGAUAUCGCUGCAGUGGCGACGCCGCCUCCUCCUCCAGUAGAAGACCCUGCAUCCAUUUCCCCGUCUCCCAAAGCUGAGCGCCCCAUCUCGGCACUCUCCGCCCUCUCCAGGGCGGAGGACAUGGGCCCAGUGAAAAGGAUGUCUGCGUGUGACCUGAGGAUCUUCAAUGCUCUGGAGAAGGCCCGCAGGAAGAACAACCCGCCGACAAAUCCCACCCCGUCCUACUCCAUCACCCCACCUCCCAAAGAGCUUCCCCCGAGUCCCACCGACUCUCUCCCAGACCUCCCCCUCAUUGAUUAUAGGGGGAAGGCCCUCCCACCGAAACCAGUCAACGGCCUUGACCACGUGUUGACAGGUGUCACUGAGGAGGGGUCCGAGGCUUUGCCAGAGCUGUUGGUGGUUCCACCUCCCCCCCCUAAGAAGGUCCCCUCAAGCCUUCCGUCUCUGGAUCCUGCUCCCAAGAAGCCCGUCAGACCUCCAUCUGUCAGCCUGGGUGCAUUCAUCCCUCCUCCUCUUCUGGAAGCUAAUGAGAUCCUUGAUCCUCCUGAAUUCUCAGAGACAGACACCACAAACGUCCAAGAGUUUGACGAUGUCGACGAUGCCUAUUCCCCCGAGCUGCAGGGGUCAUACUGGGGGAACACCGGUCCAGAUACCCCAGAUGGACGGAACCUGCCAGAGUUUUACGGUAACGGGCUGACUCCCACAGGAGCCGAGGUCCAUGCAGCACCAGCGUAUGGGGACGAAUACCAAGAUAACCCACAACCUGAAUCCUCGCUCCCUCUCUCUCAGGAAUCUCCAUCACAGGCGGGGCUCCAAGCUGUGGUCGCCAACGGUGUCUACGAGAGCACAGACAACCUCUAUGAGGACAUCCGCUCGUCCGCCACCAAAAAGAAAACGAAGACGGACGGUGGCAAGAAACGCAAAGGACAGCCAAAGAAUCCAUAUGGCGAGCAGGAACAGGAAACAAAUGAAGAGAAAAGCAAGCUGGGCCGGCCUGGCAAGUCCGAAAAGAAACCGGCUGCAGACGGGCCGGAUGAGAAAGAGCUGAAAAAGAAAGAGAAGCAGCGUCUGGAAAAGGAGAAGAAGGAGCUAAAGGAGAAACAAGAGCGGGAAAAGAAAGAGCAGAAAGAGAGGCAAAAGAAGGAUAAUGAUAUGAAGAAGAAAUUCAAAAUCACAGGACAGGAGGAGGCCAUGUACCAGGCAAAAGCAACUGUGACGACCAAGGGACGGAAGAACGAUCUGCCCCUCAACAGCGGAGACGUCCUCAGCAUCAUCCGAACGGACAACUGUCCCAAAGGGAAAUGGCUGGCCAAGGACAGCGGCAACAACUAUGGAUAUAUCGCUGUGGAUCAUGUGGAGUUGGACAUCCAGGAGAUGUUGGAGCUGGGAAAGAAGGCUGCAAUCACUCGCAAGAGCAGCAGCAACAACGUUAUCGAAGAGGAGGUUCCCAGCACGGGGCUCUCAAACCGAUAUUCAGCCUCAGCAGAAAGUUUCUCAGAUGACAGCGAGGAGUGGACCGCCGACGAUGACGAACCCACGUCUCCUACCUUUGAAACGGCAGACCCGCUGGCUCCAGUGGGCCACACCAGGACCCUCUCGAUGCCAGACAUGGGAAACAAAAUCCUUAGUGUAAACCACCAGCACAGUCAAAGUGACCUCAUCGCAGAUGGCACCCAUGCCCAAGCAAGACAUGAAGCGCUUCAAAAGUUGACCACGUUUUUCCAUUCACCAAAACCUGUUGAGCCAGUUGCCAGCAGCGCUGAACCGGAGACAAGUGCUGUGCUUGUAAAGGAGAAAGCAGUUCCCUUGUCCGAAUCUAGUUUAACACAGGAAAUGGAUUUUGAUCAAACUGAUAUGCUCAUUUUACCACCUCCUGACCUGUAUGCUUGACCAACUGCUGAGAAAUGAUCAUAAAACAAGGACAAAAAGCAGCCAGGCAGAGGAAACAGGAUUUGCCUGCUGUUGUUAUUCUUCACACUGUGACCCGUGUCCGUCACCGAAUACUGUGACAGUCACUUCAUCUUCAUGACUUAUUUACCUGGGGACUGCAUUUUUGGAUCAGUAUGAUGAUGUAGAAGAGCAAGAUAAGGAGAUAUGGCGACGAGCGUUACACCAUCCCAGCUCUCAGAACUCUUUGUGCACCUUUUUUUUUUUUUUUUGAACCACUCGCUGUGAAACCAGAGAGGGACAGUUUGCCCGGUGGCUCUGAGUGACUUUGAAACUGCUGAUCCCAGGAAAGAGCUUACAAACUGUUGCAGACACACACACCCUGGAGGCUCUUGUAGGGAAAAUUACACACUUCAUGUGUGAAUACCAGAAAUCGUUUUUUUUGGCGGUGGAAAUAAGGGGAGGACAAUGGAAAAUGUUGAUUUCUUUUUGUUUUCUUCUCAGGUUGAGACACCAUCCUGAGAAAAUACACAGCGGACACAGGCAGUGUAAAUCAGGGGGAAUUGUACACUUAAUUGUACAUUAUACACUUGUUACCAGUUUACAGUGUAUGGCAAAUAGAAAUAUAGCUGACAAACUGACAAAUGAACAAAGGCUUCAUAGACUUUUAGGUCAGGUCAUCAGCAAUAAUUAAAUAUCUGUGUUUUCAGCUCUACUCCACAUGUGAUGUGAUCUAUUUUCAUUAAUUUCAUACUGCAUGCACAUUUUUAGGACUCUGAUUACCAUUCAACAUUUACAUGAUAUUGGUAAUUUUUUUUUUUUUUUUAAGUUUGGGUUACUGGGGUUACCCUCAUUAUUUAGUUAAAGAUCAUUACAGAUUAUGGAAGUGCUUAUGAAAUUACUGACUUAGUACUGGAUUUAAAUGCUGACAUAUGAGGUAUAGUUAGGAUCUUUAUAAACAACAUAGAGCUUGAUAUAAAAUAUACAACUUUAAGAAUUCUAGUACCAGGUGCUAAGUGUCUUUCUUUUAUUUGCCAGAUGUCACUUUUAUGUCCCUUAUUUUUUCUAUGACUUUCCUCAAGCGGAUGAAUAAGUGUUACAGAAAGGUGGAAUGAUCACCUGAGGUCAUUUUCAAUGUAAAGUAUUGUUGACAUCUGAGGGGGCUUUUUGUCUGGAUAGAAAAACACAAAACUAAUCCUCAGUGAUGGGUGUUUGUGUGUGCAUUGACAAAGCCUUUAGGACCAAAAAAAAAACAAAACAAAAACAAAAAAAAGUUUCCUUUUUUUAUGUUUUGUUUAUUGUUUUUCAAUAAAUACUCAUUAAAGUGCAAAUCAUAACAGCA